Acanthamoeba castellanii str. Neff is the source of this 1662-nucleotide messenger RNA. RefSeq names its product FHA domain containing protein. The coding region runs from base 1 to 1662 and encodes 553 amino acids. The transcript is spliced from 16 exons. Gene Ontology annotation, biological process: protein ubiquitination; mitotic cell cycle checkpoint signaling; ubiquitin-dependent protein catabolic process. Gene Ontology annotation, molecular function: ubiquitin-protein transferase activity; protein binding. Lineage: Eukaryota; Discosea; Longamoebia; Acanthamoebidae. Gene Ontology annotation, cellular component: nucleus. The record is from RefSeq and is a predicted model, not a curated record.
AUGGAGGUGGUAGAACUGGCGCCCGACCAGCCCCCACUCCUUCUCGGCCGUUCCCCCGACUGCGACCCCCGGUGCCGGUUCGGGGACAAGCGGAUAUCGGCGCGCCACUGCAGGCUCUACCGCGAGCGGGACGCAAGUGCCGGCCACUACGUGGUCGUGCUAGAGGACCUCUCCUCCAACGGCACCUUCGUCAACGGAACCAAGGUUGUGGGCAAAGGCAAGCGCCGACAUCUGUCCUCGGGAGACGAAAUCGCUCUCACCAAUCUUGCGGUCCGGGGUGUGCCGGGAGAGGACCGCGUGUGCUACCUCUUCCAAGCUGUGCCACCACCACCACCACGACGUGCUGCACAAGACGACGACAAGGAGGAGGAGGAGGAGGCAUCCACUCAGGAGAUCGUCGCCGAUGAGGACCCCGUCCCUUUGGCCGCGUCCACUGCCCACGCCCACGCGUCCACCACCACCACCACCACCACUACGACUGCCACUGCAACGUCGGCGGUUGCUGGUGGCGGAACGGAUGCGGAUGCUGCUGCUGCUGCUGCUACUGCUGGUGGUGGCGGCGGCGGCGGCGGUGGUUCUCCACCAUCUGCUGCCACGAAGCGCAAGAAGGAAGACGAGGCGGCGGAGCGGGAGGAGGACGACGAAUCGGAGCGGGACAAGAAGAAACUGCGCAAGAUCGAGGAGACCUACGAGGACAACAUGGUCUGCGGCAUUUGCCAGGAGUUGCUCUACAAGUGCGUCGCGCUCUUUCCCUGCAUGCACAACUUUUGCGCGUGCUGCUAUUCGGAGUGGCGAGAGCGCGGCAACAGCCAAUGUCCCCAGUGCCGCACCCACGUGCAGGGCCUCUCCAAGAAUCACACGAUCUGCGCCAUCAUCGAGUCCUACAUCGAGGCCAACCCGGAGAAAGCGAGAGACCCCGAGGAGCUCAAGGAGAUGGAUGCCCGCUCCAAACUCACCGACGAAAUGCUCCGCCGGGUCAUCACCUACAAGGGGGGCAAGAAGGCCAAGUCCAGCUACGACGACGACGACGAAUGCGAUGAUGACGACGACGAGGACGACGAGGACGAGGACGAAGGAAGCGAGGAGGACGAUGACCGCACCUACCGCCCUCCCCUGUUCGCCACUUCCCACUACUCUGGCGGAUACCGCACCAUCUGCCGUCAGUGCGGCACUGCCGGCGAGCUGUGCGACAAGCCCUAUUGCGACCUCUACUGGGGCUGCGCCAGCCCCGUGGGCGUGGGCAAGUUCAAGAAGCUCUCCCAGCACACCUUCACCACCUUGCCGCCGGCCUCCUUCAACAACAACCCGGCCGAGCAGGAAAUCGUGCUGAACUACCUGACGGCCAAGGGGAAGAGCGUCACGGAGUUGUGGCUCACCUGCCUGGCCGAUGCCGAUUCCGGGGCGAUCUCCUUUAAUGGAGUGCACACCCGCAAGAACGUGCAAUCGGGGCAGCACGCCUGCUGGUCCUGUGCGCAAUACGCCUUCCAAAACCUCGUCUACCUCUACCGGGCCAACAUGCCGCCGGAAGACCUUCCCACCUCGGUCACAUCACGACCCGACUGCCACUGGGGCCGCAACUGCCGCACCCAGCGUACAUACGCGCCCCUCUCCUUUGGCGCAGAUGUCGUCUUGAGGCGGCCACUGUCGCCCCACGUUAGCUAA